Notothenia coriiceps (black rockcod) is the source of this 575-nucleotide messenger RNA. RefSeq names its product metallo-beta-lactamase domain containing 2 (gene mblac2). Lineage: Eukaryota; Metazoa; Chordata; Actinopteri; Perciformes; Nototheniidae. The record is from RefSeq and is a predicted model, not a curated record. The transcript has a single exon. The annotation marks the transcript as partial.
UGUGUCCGCGGCCACCAUCACAUUAACCUCAAUGAAAACACAUCACCUCUCGUUUACACCUCUCCGCCGCAAAAUCACCUGACAGCACAACACCCGCAGCAGGUUACGUGGACCAGUGCAUGAACUGGGAUGUCUGCAGCCGACUGGUACGCUCACAAAUCGCUGGGAGACGGGCUCUUCUGGAUCCAGGAGCGAUUCUACCAGUCGGAAAAUCGGGCCAACAUCUGGCUGCUGCGCGGCUCGCACCAGGACGUUGUGAUAGACACUGGGCUGGGCUUGAGGAGCUUACCUGACUACAUCGACGGCGAGGGGCUGCUGGGCGAAGGCCCGCAGAGGAAGAACCCGCUGCUGGCCAUCGCCACCCACGCGCACUUCGACCAUUCGGGGGGUCUGCAUCAGUUCCAGCAGGUGGGCGUCCACAGCGCCGAGGUCGAUGCCGUGGCUAACGGAGACAACUUCGAGACGGCCACCUGGCUCAGCGACAGAGAGAUAGCCGAGGCUCCCAGUCCGGGAUGGAGGGCACGGAACUACAAAGUGAAGGCUGUGCAGCCCACACACAUCCUGCAGGAGGGUAG